AUGGAAGAAGUCAAAAAUGUAAAUGAUGCUGACGAUAUAAAAAUGAUAGAUAAAGAUGUCUUAGAUUAUAUCGUAAAUAAAAAAUCUUUAAAAAGUAAUUAUUUUGCUGAUAAAGAAAUCAUUCCUAAAGUGCCUUAAGCUAAAUUGGUAGAAUAUGUAGUAAGAGCCUAAAAGGAAAAUAAAAAACUUUUGAUUAUACAUACAUAAGGAGCAUAUAAUCCUCCUCAUAUAGGACAUAUUAAUAUGAUACUUGAUGCUAAGGACGCUGUUGAAAAAAGUGAAGGUUAUAUCUUACUAGCUGCUUACAUGUCACCUUCUCCAGAUACACAUAUCGAUAAGAAAAAGUAGCAAUCUUUAAGUAAAGGAGAGGAAUACUUACAUUUAAGCUUUGACGAAAGAUGUUUCUUAAUUGAGAGAAUGAUAUCUAAUUUAGGAUAUUAAGACUGGAUUUUUGUUAAUAGAUAUGAAGGAGUUCAUGAAAAGGUAUCAGUCACAAAAACUUGGAUAAAUAUGCAAGAAUUUGCUUAAUAAAUGAUUUAAGAAAUUAAAGAAAUAUUAAAAUUAAAUGAUGUUAAUUUGGCUAGUUUAAACAAAUUAGUCGAAGUUGCCUUUUUGGUUGGUAGUGAUAAAUUAAAUUAUAAAAGUAAAACAAUGGAUGAAUUUAGCAAGGAAGUAAAAGUAGAUAAAAAUAAUCUACACCUGCCUAUUAUAAUAAAGCAAAGAGCAGAGUUGAAUAAUGAAAAAGCACAAGCCAAAAUGUCAGAAUAUAUUAAAUACAAAAAGGAAGAGUAAAUCAAAAAUAAAGUUUUUGUGUGUACAGACAGAGAAAAUUUUUCUUCAACACAAUUUAGAGAGUAUAUUAAAAAAUUUUAAUUGAAAGAAAGUGUUUGA
Tetrahymena thermophila SB210 is the source of this 891-nucleotide messenger RNA. Its product is annotated as cytidylyltransferase. The transcript has a single exon. The record is from RefSeq and is a predicted model, not a curated record. NCBI's taxonomy places the organism in Eukaryota, Ciliophora, Oligohymenophorea, Hymenostomatida, Tetrahymenidae. Gene Ontology annotation, molecular function: nicotinamide-nucleotide adenylyltransferase activity; nicotinate-nucleotide adenylyltransferase activity. Gene Ontology annotation, biological process: NAD+ biosynthetic process.